GGGAACGGCGUUGUUACAAUGCAAAAAGCGCUGGUGCUGUUCUUCAUCUUAGGACUUCAAAGAGAAAACACCAAUGCCAAAUGUGGAACCGUUAUUUGCAAAUCAAAUAUUUGUUACGAAACUGCAAACCGGAUUUUACAAUAUAUGAAUCCAGAGGUUAGUCCUUGUGAGGACUUCUACAAAUUUGCUUGUGGCAGGUUCAUAAAAAACUCCAUUAUACCAAAUGACCAGGAUACAAUCGGACCAACUGAGACACUGAGGAAGACUGUGGAUACACAAGUCCGUGCGGUUCUCGAGGAACCGCUGAAGCCGGGAAGUCCUAAAUUCGAACGCGAUCUCAAGAUCUUGUACCGCCUUUGUAUGGAUGAGAAACGUAUCAACGCAAGGGGCGUAUUUCCAUUUCUACAAUUGUUGGAGGAAGCUGGAGGUUGGCCUGUGCUAAAGAAGAACCACGAGAUAGAUUGGAGAUCCUGGAGUCUACUAAAAACCGAGAUACUAUUGGAUCGAUUCAUUCAUUCAGGAGGCAUUUUCUUCCAACUAGGAGUCAGCAAAGACUUUAAAAACAGCACUGCAAUUGGAUUAUAUAUAGACCAGCCAAGUCUAGGUCUGGAUUCUGAGUUGUUGGUAAAUGGACUUUCGGAGCCUACUGUUGCAGCCUACUACAAAUUUAUGGUCAACAUAGCAGUACUCUUUGGUGCCAGUAGAAUACACGUUACGGGUGACAUUGCUGACUGCCUCUCAUUAGAAAUGGAUAUAGCGAGGAUCAUGACUCCCCAAGAAAAACGUAGAGAUUUUGGUCGUUUCUAUAAGAACAAGUUCACCAUUGAACAGUUGAAUGCCAUGGUACCUUGGAUGAACUGGACAAGACUACUGCACGGGAUAAUGCCGGAGUCCGUACAUGAGUUUACCGACGAGAUCCUUGUGGUAGAGAUGGAUUAUCUUGUCAAAUUGGGAAACCUUCUUAACAAUUAUCCAAAAAAGGUUAUUGCAAACUACAUGAUGUGGCGCGCAGUUAAUAAGUUGGUGGAUGCGCUUUCUGCGGAUGUUGGAAAAAAGAAGUUUGAGUUUGAAACUGUACUUUGGGGAAUUACAGAAAGGAAACAUCGCUGGGAACAUUGUGUGUACAUGGUUUCCACGAGACUCAACCUAGCCUUAGGAUUUCUCUAUGUCAAGAAAUACUUUAAUCACCAAUCCAAACAGAAAGCGUCAGAUAUUGCGCAUCGUAUCCGGCAGCAGAUGUUGCAGGAGAUAGACGAACUUGAAUGGAUGGAUCAAUCUACAAAGAUCUAUGCACAGCAGAAGGCUGCCGCUGUCGUGAAGAGUAUCGGUUAUCCUGAAGAAUUGGCAAGUUUAGAGGAAGUAAACAGGUUCUACGCUACUAUGCAAAUGAAUACAGACAACUUCUUGGAAGCUAUUAUUGAUGUAAACGGUUUCAACAAUUUGUAUUCAUGGGAGAAAUUAAUAAAACCUGUCAUGAAACAUGAUUGGCGUGACAGCGUUGACGCUUUUACAGUAAACGCUUAUUACGACCACCAGGGAAACUCCAUAGAAUUCCCAGCCGCUAUACUUCAACCGCCAUUUUUCCACGCAGAACUCCCCUGGUACGUAAAUUUUGGUAGCGUUGGCAGUGUGAUAGGACACGAGAUUACUCACGGAUUUGAUGAUCAGGGCAGUCAGUUCAAUAUUUUGGGGAAUUUGGAAUCCUGGUGGGAGAACAAGAGCUUGGAGAUGUUCAACCAUCAGAAACAGUGCAUGAUCAACCAGUACAGCGCAUUCAAUGACACGACGCAGACUAUGAUGACGGUGAACGGUGUUAUCAGCCAAGGGGAGAACAUCGCUGACAACGGAGGGCUCAAGCUGGCUUGGAAGUCUUACGAGAAGAUACUCGCCGAACUACCACAUCCUGAGCCAGAACUGCCCGGUCUUAAGAACUUCAGUCCUGCCCAGCUUUUCCUCCUGAGUAUGGCCAACAUUUGGUGCUCCAAAACUAGGACAGAGACCCUAAAGUUAAAUAUAAUCACAGGAACUCAUGCACCGGAUGAGUUCAGAGUAAAAGGGAUGAUCAUGAAUUUUAAUGAAUUCGGUAAGAUCUUUCAAUGCACUCCAGGAACGCCCAUGAACCCAAUAAAAAAGUGUCAUGUUUGGUGAAGUAAUAAUACUGUAAUUCUAAAUGCACAAACGAAUUUCGAAUAAAUAGAUAUCAUAUGAUUAUAGGAAUUUAAUAAAAAAAUGUAUUUGUGUAUUGA
Homalodisca vitripennis (glassy-winged sharpshooter) is the source of this 2246-nucleotide messenger RNA. Its product is annotated as neprilysin-2-like. NCBI's taxonomy places the organism in Eukaryota, Metazoa, Arthropoda, Insecta, Hemiptera, Cicadellidae. The transcript is spliced from 14 exons. Bases 19 to 2148 code for a protein of 709 amino acids. Gene Ontology annotation, biological process: protein processing. Gene Ontology annotation, molecular function: metalloendopeptidase activity. The record is from RefSeq and is a predicted model, not a curated record. Gene Ontology annotation, cellular component: plasma membrane.